Molecule: messenger RNA, 2060 nt
Organism: Fukomys damarensis (Damara mole-rat)
Lineage: Eukaryota; Metazoa; Chordata; Mammalia; Rodentia; Bathyergidae
Gene: Hpn
Product: hepsin
Exons: 12
Coding region: 694-1944 (416 amino acids)
Biological process (GO): proteolysis; negative regulation of epithelial to mesenchymal transition; regulation of cell shape
Cellular component (GO): membrane
Molecular function (GO): serine-type exopeptidase activity; serine-type endopeptidase activity
Source: RefSeq, a predicted model, not a curated record
CCCGCCGCCUCUGCCUCCCAGGCUGCCCUCCGCUGCAGGGCCACCAUGCUUCUGCCAAGGCCUGGAGACUGAGCCCUAAGCCGUCACCAUCUCGAGGCCCUGUCCUCCCCGGCCGGACCCCAGGGUAAGGAUCAGGGCCCUCAGCCUCACAGCUGCAGUCCUGAGGACAUGGGUUCCCUUACCCGCCGCCGCCCCACUUCCCAGUACAGGGGCUCCCAGAAUGGACUGUCUGGCUUCUCCCUGAGGGCCUAGGAGUUUCAUCCUGCUCUCCCUUCAGAGUCAGAGUAUGGACCCAGGAGUCCAGGCCCCAGAUCUGUCUUCCCUCUUGCCAAGGAGUCAUAGCCCCCGAAUUCCUCCUUCUCCAGGCCCUCAGCCCUCUCUUCCCUCAGACCCAGGAGCUCCAAUCCUCAACCUCCUCCUCCUCCUCCUCAGGCUCAGACCUGCAAACCCAGGUGUCCCCCUGGUGCUGACAGACACUGACCCCAUCCUUGAACCCAGCCUGGUCUGCACCCGUGAUCAUGGCAUGCUCUGGCCAGGGCCCAGUCCCUCCAGCCUCCCUGGAUGGGUGCCUGGGACUGGGGGCGCAGGUCGGGGCUGGGCUGGGCUCCCCCGGUCCUGCCUCCUUGUUCAUCUCCCCACAGGUCCCGCCCCGGCCUAGGAGGUCAGCCGGGGAAUCAUUAACGAGAAAGUGACAUGGCUGAGAAGGAGGGUGGCCGGAUUGUGCCGUGCUCCAGACCCAAGGUGGCAGCUCUCACUGUGGGGACCCUGCUACUCCUGACAGGCAUCGGGGCGGCAUCCUGGGCCAUUGUGACCGUCCUAUUCAGGAGUGACCAAGAGCCGCUGUACCCGGUGCAGGUCAGCCCUGUGGACGCGCGGCUCAUGGUGUUUGACAAGACAGAGGAGACGUGGCGGCUGCUGUGCUCCUCACGCUCCAACGCCAGGGUGGCAGGUCUCAGCUGCGAGGAGAUGGGCUUCCUCAGGGCCGUGGCCCACUCAGAGCUGGACGUGUGGACAGCAGGCACCAAUGGCACAUCGGGCUUCUACUGUGUGGACGAGGGCAGGUUGCCCCAGGCCCGGAGGCUGCUUGAGGUCAUCUCUGUGUGCGACUGUCCCAGAGGUCGAUUUUUGGCUACCGUCUGCCAAGACUGUGGCCGCAGGAAGCUACCCGUAGACCGAAUCGUGGGAGGCCAGGACACCAGCUUGGGCAGGUGGCCGUGGCAAGUCAGCCUGCGCUACGAUGGAGCCCACCUGUGUGGAGGGUCCCUGCUCUCGGGGGACUGGGUGUUGACGGCUGCCCACUGCUUCCCGGAGCGGAACCGCAUCCUAUCCCGCUGGCGAGUGUUUGCCGGAGCUGUGGCCCAGGCCUCGCCCCAGGGUAUGCAGCUAGGGGUGCAGGCUGUGGUCUACCAUGGAGGCUAUCUUCCCUUCCGGGACCCCACCAGCGAGGAGAACAGCAACGAUAUUGCCCUGGUCCACCUCUCCAACCCUCUGCCCCUCACGGAGUACAUUCAGCCCGUGUGCCUCCCGGCGGCCGGCCAGGCCCUGGUGGAUGGCAAGAUCUGUACAGUGACCGGCUGGGGCAACACGCAGUACUAUGGCCAGCAGGCUGCCGUGCUCCAGGAGGCCCGAGUCCCCAUCAUCAGCAACAACGUCUGUAAUAGCCCCGACUUCUAUGGGAACCAGAUCAAGCCCAAGAUGUUCUGCGCCGGCUACCCUGAAGGUGGGGUCGACGCCUGCCAGGGCGACAGUGGUGGUCCCUUUGUGUGUGAGGACAGCAUCUCUCGGACGUCACGUUGGCGGCUCUGCGGCAUUGUGAGCUGGGGCACUGGCUGUGCCUUGGCCCAGAAGCCGGGUGUCUACACCAAAGUCAGUGACUUCCGGGAGUGGAUCUUCCAAGCCAUAAAGACUCACUCCGAAGCCAGCGGCAUGGUGACUCAGCUCUGACCUGUGGCGUUUCCUUGCUGCACCUGCCCCCAGGGCUGGAGUUGAUCUAGGUGGCUCCAUCCUCACAUGGUAGGCUCCAUGCUGGGCCUAGGAUGGGACAUUUUUCUUCUUGGGCC